GUCCGCCUGUAGGAGGACACGCCCGACCUAGGGUUAGGUCGGGCAGGUCCCUCUGCAGAGGGGAUAUUCAAGGAUAGUUGAACAAAUUCUGGGUGUCUUAAGAAGCGUGGGGGGGUACGCCCCCGACGGGGGGUCAACCUCGCCUCGUCGUCGCGCCGCGACGGGGGUCGGAGCGCCUUCGGCGCGCCGUGGCUGCCCGCGACAGGGGUCGAUGCGGGGCUGUCGGCGGGGGUGGCGCCCCCCCGACGCUGAUUGAGAAACUCGGAGUAGUCUGAUGACGAUGUUUCGCGCUCUAUUGUGACCAUUGUUGGUUACGUGUUGACCAUGCUUACUUUUUCUGCCAAGAUCCGCCUGUCCGACCUAAGCCGAGGGCGAGAGUGCCACUCCUCCGACCCCUCGGAGACGAGGCCGAGCGAGAAGGCAUGGGAAUGGGAGGUUCCAGUGGUCAGGAGAUGUCCCUGAGUUCCAGAAUUUCCUACUGUUCCCCGCGGGCUCCAGAAACGGGGUGUCCGCUACGUGCCCUGGAGCCCAUCGCAUCAUGGCAUCAUUCUCGUCCUGUUCUUCCCGGACGCCCCAGGUGGAGGCGGGACGUCUGGGGCGAGGCGAACAGGAACGCCAAGGCCGACCCGUCCGCGUGCAGGAGCCGGAAGGAUGCCUACAACCAUUUCUGCAACGUGUCCGACGCGGUGAUGCUCCACGCGGCCGCCCCCGACGAGGAGCACGGCGAGGGCGAGACGCCAGCGGCGUAGUCUGCUGGCAGCCCGCGGCAGCGCGUCCGGCGUGCGUCGGCGCACGGGCGCGCGCGCGCGUGCACACGGCGAGGCGCGCACCGGGUGCGGUCCCUGCAGCGCCAGCAUGCGCGGCGGCGUGCAUCCGGCUGGGAGCGUCGGUCCAGCGUCAACGGCACCGUAACGGGGGCGCUAAAGCGUCGCGACGCCGGUGCUGGCCCACCGGAGGAG
Prorocentrum cordatum is the source of this 959-nucleotide messenger RNA. The record is from the annotation of a GenBank genome assembly. NCBI's taxonomy places the organism in Eukaryota, Dinophyceae, Prorocentrales, Prorocentraceae.